Molecule: messenger RNA, 1326 nt
Organism: Macrosiphum euphorbiae (potato aphid)
Lineage: Eukaryota; Metazoa; Arthropoda; Insecta; Hemiptera; Aphididae
Source: the annotation of a GenBank genome assembly
AUGUUUAGUGACAGCCCAGUGAAUGUAGUUGGGUUUAACCACACUGAGACGCAUAGAAAAGGAAAAGCUGAAAAAUCAAAUCAAUAUAAUGGACUGUUCACUGAAGACAAAUCAUGUGAUACCAUUGAUGUGAAAACUGUAGAUACGCAGACUGAUUCCAUUGAAAACAUUGAUAUUAGAAAUGUCGAUCUUGUUGCAUUAAACAGUUGUUUGGAAAAAGGCUUAAGACUCUUAAAAACUGAAUGUAAUGACUGGCCAAAAAUGCCUGAUUAUUUAGAGACAACUCAAAAAGAUAUAAAUGAUGAAAAAACCAUGAAAGUAUCUAUAAGGCAACACCCUUCAUUUGGAAUGAAAAAUAUCAGUGCAAUUAGUUGGAAUUGUAGCGGAGAUAAAUUAAUGGUAGCUACUGGUGAACAUUGCCAUACACAGUGGUGUAAUCAUUUAAAUUCAGUAUUUGUUUAUUCUAUGUUGGACUUAGAAAAUAGUGGCAGUACUGUAUCUAAUAUACUGGAAGUUACAUCUUGUAUCACAUGUUUAGCUACACAUCCAACCAAUGAACAUCUAAUAACAGCUGGAUUAUACAAUGGUGAAUUGGUGAUUUGUAACACAAAUGAUAAUAUGUCUAUGGUUUCCCUCGAAUGGCAUUCAGUGGCUGUAUCUGAAUCAUUGUGGUUUGUGAGAUCUGAUCAUCGUGUUGUAUUGAUAACUGCAGGAAAAGAUGGAUAUGUUUGUGUAGGAACUAUGAUAAGUGACAAAAUAAAAUUCACACAAAGAAUAUACAGGUAUUUAGUUGGGAUUCCAGGGAAAGUUGGUAUUCGGUGUUUUGAUUAUUCAAACAGACAUUUUUUAGUAGCUCUGGAAAACGGAAAAAUCUCUAGCCACUUAUGCGAAACAACAAGAAACAUUAAAGAAGAUCAAGUUAUAGAAGCCGUAAAAGUUAAAACAUACAAUGGAUAUUCAUUAAUGAUUGAAAAUAUACAAUUUUGUCACAAAAAUUCAACUACAUUUAUCAUAACACAGUUUGAUUCUACAAUACUAUUAUACAAUGUGUAUCAAAAAGAUCCACAAAAAAUUAUUUUUAAUCGAAAACUAAUAACCAGAUUAUGUUGGAGUUUAGAAAAUGAGUUUAUAGUAUACGUUGGUGAAGAAAAUGGAGAACUUGCUAAAAUUAAUCUGACAAAUGGGAAAACAGAUUCAAUCAAAAAAUUUACAUUUUGCGAUAUAACUGCAAUGAAUAUUAAUCCAAAAAGAAAAAAUAUUAUUGCAAUCGGUACAAUACAAGGAGAAAUAUAUAUAAGUAAAUAUGAACAGCCAUUUGAAACUUGA